UAAAAGUCUUCGAACCGUCUUCAUCAUUUAUAACGUCCACGGAAGUCUUUUUUGCACAAAUAAAAAUGAAGUUAUUUAUCAUUAUUAGUAUUCUCAUGAUUGAAUCAUGUCUCAAAACAGUUGUGGGAUUGCCUGUACUCGACAACGAGUACUACAUGAAUAAAAUGGAACAAUUUUGCGGCCAACGAUUAUCCAACGAGCUUAGUAUUCUUUGCAGGGGUAGAUAUAACGAAGUUAGAGGUAGUGUACAUCAAAGGUCAAAAAGAGGAAUUGUCGAUGAAUGUUGUAGUAGACCAUGUUCUAGACAUUACAUGAAAAUAAAUUAUUGUCUACCCGAAAUGGAAGAAUCGAUGAUGACCGAUUCCCCGAUAUUAAGUCCCAUAGAAGAGGUUGAUUAUAUCGGCUAUUAUUUUGAACUACUUGGACGUGUAUUGGAACCAAACAACACCGAUUAACCAAUUGUACUAACC
Melanaphis sacchari is the source of this 470-nucleotide messenger RNA. Its product is annotated as bombyxin B-10-like. Gene Ontology annotation, cellular component: extracellular region. Lineage: Eukaryota; Metazoa; Arthropoda; Insecta; Hemiptera; Aphididae. The record is from RefSeq and is a predicted model, not a curated record. Bases 66 to 455 code for a protein of 129 amino acids. Gene Ontology annotation, molecular function: hormone activity. The transcript is spliced from 5 exons.